ACCGUCUGAAAACAUGGACAACUGUGUGUCAAAGAGAAACACGGUUACCCAUAGAUGCUACAGAGGCAUUCUCAGACAUCUCCGAAAAAAAUAUCAGGCAAAUGUGAGAAGGAGAGCAAAGCACUCGAAAUAACGGAAUAUGCUGUUAUACCAGUUACCAGACGACAUACUAUACCUCGUUCUCUACUAUUUGGACUGCAAGUCUUUGAGCCGGUUGUCCCAAGUUUGCAAGAAAAUUCACACUUUCGUUAACCGUGACGCAGUCUGGAGGAGCAUAGCUAGAGAAUGCAUCAACACGGGAAUGACCAGACAAGGGACAGAUAUGUACCCCCAGAUCCCCCUAAAGGACCGGGUGAGGGUGUCACAGAACUGGCGGAGGGGACAUCAUCGGAAGGAGGUCUUGCUGAAGUGGAAGACGAAUUUGUUGCCAUGGAUACAGCUGGACCGAGAUGUCCUGUAUCUGUCUCAGGCGGCAGACAUCGGGGCAUACCACCUCCGGGUGGAGGGGGGGAGAAUCCGCAGGCCUGCAGCUGUGUAUUCAGGCCACCGGGAGGAUGUGUGCAGAUUUGUUUUGACAGACACACACCUCAUCAGUGCCGGAGGAGAUGGGAAGAUUAUUGCUCACCACCGGUGGGGUCGCCAGUGGGUCGAGUUCAGUGGCCACGGGCAGGAAGUGAACUGCGUUGACAGCCAGGGCGGGGUCAUCGUCAGUGGCUCGAGAGACCGCACAGCACGGGUAUGGACACUGUCGUCGGAGCAGCUUGGGGGAUGUUUGUACACCAUCCCCAUGUUGGACAGAGUGUGGUCCGUGGCCAUUAGUCCAUCCCAGAGCUCCUUCGUGACAGGGACGGCCUGCUGCGAGAACCCCACUCCUCUGCGCAUCUGGGACACAGAGAGGGGUCAGCUGGUAACGUGUCUGGGAGGGCAGUUUCGGCAUGGAGCGGGUGUGCUGGACGUGGCGUACGAGUCGCCCGCCCUGCUCCUCAGUUGUGGCCAUGACACCUACAUUCGCUACUGGGACCUGAGGACCAGCACCAGGAGUUGUGUCAUGCAGUGGGAGGAGCCUCAUGAUUGCGCUCUGUACUGCAUCCAAAGUGACGGAAACCACAUGAUCGCGAGUGGCUCCUCCUACUACGGCGUUGUGCGUCUGUGGGACAAGCGCCACACCCGGUGCUUGCAGUCUUUCCAGCUGUCGCCAUCCACCAGCAGCCCUGUGUACUGCCUACGGUUCAACACAUCUCACCUGUACACCGCCCUGGCCACCGCACUCUUCGCUCUGGACUUCCGGGGUCAUGUGACCAAGGUCAGGAGAUGAGGGAGAUCACGAACCACCAGCAGGAGCUUCCUCACGUCGGCCUUGGACCCCAGUGUGCCUCUUUAUGCUACGUGCAGCCCUUUGGAAGGUGGAGAAUCUUGUGUUUGUGUGAUUGCAUGUUCUACAGAGCUCUGGAUUAGAUGAUUGGACAUCACCUCCCGAAACUUGUAGACCAUACAAACCAGGCAGUGGUUUCCAAAGGGGUCCAGUGCACUGAACCUCUCCCUUUGUGACCCAUUGCUUGUCAAGAGCUGGAAGCUUCCAUUCCACUAACCCAAAUAUAUUGGGCAGCAGAUCUCCUUCUUCCCCACUGACAGAGCAUCGAUACCUACAUGUCAAGCCCCAUGGUGACUGAUGGAUUUCCCUCCUUAAUUAUUUAGGGCCAGUUAGCCAUUAGGAGGUUAGAUGAAGCAUCCGGACUGUUUUUGCCACUAAAGAAUACUGCUGUGGUUAGAAUUUAGUCACACAUCACGGUCAUAAGCAUCCGAAUAACGCAGAUAUGCUAUGGAGAAUAUUAGGUUACCACUGUCAUCCUCUGAAAUGUACCCCUAGGUGUCUUGUUUUUCGAAUAAAGUUACAAAGUUUG
Brienomyrus brachyistius is the source of this 1901-nucleotide messenger RNA. RefSeq names its product F-box and WD repeat domain containing 4 (gene fbxw4). The record is from RefSeq and is a predicted model, not a curated record. The coding region runs from base 140 to 1315 and encodes 391 amino acids. NCBI's taxonomy places the organism in Eukaryota, Metazoa, Chordata, Actinopteri, Osteoglossiformes, Mormyridae. Gene Ontology annotation, biological process: SCF-dependent proteasomal ubiquitin-dependent protein catabolic process. Gene Ontology annotation, molecular function: protein binding. The transcript is spliced from 9 exons. Gene Ontology annotation, cellular component: SCF ubiquitin ligase complex.